GGUGUGGUGCAUGAAUUCAUCUUCAUUGUGCUCCGGCUGGAGUUGGAAGUAGUUCCGGUGGGUUCUCAGCGGAGCACGGAGCGCUCAGAGAGCCGGGAUCUUCUGCCGCCGCCGCUGUUGCUGCUCAGCUCAAACGCCAGCAGCGGGUCGCAGUGUUUCCGUCAGGAGCCUCGAAUGACCACAAACAACCCGGUCAGUUCAGUCUGACUCCGCCAGCCGGAGCGUCGAGCCCGCAAACCCGAGUGACAGCGCAAAGAUACCGCUGGAGCUUUUGUCUUCCAGAGGGGAAUUUUCAAGUGCACAAUCAGCGACGUCGGGAAUAUAUUAAAAACACAUAGAGACCUGAGCCAGUUCAGUUUUAUACCUCACGCCGCAGCAACAGCCGCCUUCUCACGGGCUAAAUGAAGAUUUUGUGAACAUGCACGAGUGGAGAACUUUAUCUUUCACAGCGCUGACUUCCCCAGAUGCUUUGGCCAAAAGAAAGAUGGAAACAAAUGGGAAGAGCUUGAGCCAAGACUGCAGCAUGAAACCCAUUCAGUGAGCCAGCAGAAGAUCCCUCCGUUCGCAACGUUGCUGAAGCCCCUCUCCUUCCUUUUUUACCCCCUGGGGCAUCAAGCACCAUGACCUCUGAGCUAGAGAGCAGCCUCACUUCCAUGGACUGGCUUCCUCAACUUGGCAUGAGGGCAGCCAUCCAGAAGGCAGAUGUGGGACACCACCACGGUCACCUUGGGCAUCAUCAUCACCACCACAUGCACCAUCACGGGCAUGGGCCAGGAAAGAAGAUGGUGCAUCUGGAUUCGGGAACCACACUGGACCAAGAAGAGGCUGCACAGCACAGAGACGGCAAACCCCCCUACAGCUACGCCAGCCUCAUCACCUUUGCCAUCAAUGGUUCUCCACGGAAACGGAUGACGCUCAGUGAGAUCUACCAGUGGAUCUGUGACAACUUUCCUUACUAUAGAGAGGCGGGCAGCGGCUGGAAGAAUUCUAUCCGACACAACUUGUCGCUGAAUAAGUGUUUUCUCAAAGUGCCUCGCUCCAAAGACGAUCCUGGGAAAGGUUCCUACUGGGCGAUAGACACUAACCCUAAAGAGGAUUCAGUUCCCUGCAGGCCAAAGAAGAGACCACGUUCUGGAGAACGGGCAUCAACUCCUUACAGUCUGGAGUCAGAGUCCCUUAGAAUGGACUGCAUCAUGUCAGGAGGUGCAUCCCCAACUCUGGCCAUCAGUGCAGCAAAUAACAAGGUAGCGCUGUAUAACCCUGAAGCAGAAGGCGGUGAGAGUCCUGGGAGUCUGGGUAGCAGCCUCAGCAACAGUCUUUCAGAGCAGAGUUUGGCGUCUGUCAGCCUUAACAGCCUGAACCCUGCUGUCAGCAGCGGCAGCCGUGUACACAGCUACACACCAGUGAGCAGUCACUCGGAGCCUUCGUCCCAGUCCCUGGGCCUUCAGCAGUCAGGCCAGCCUCCACCUCCGCCCCCUCCUCCCCCACAGCCCCAAUACGGUUUACCUGUCCCGGAAUCACGGGACAAGCAGCUCUGUUUCUCAGACUUUGAGGACCUCAGCGCUUCUUUCCGCAGUCUGUACAAGUGCAUCUUUGAGCAAUCCUUUUCACAACAAGGUUUGAUGAGCAUGCCAAAUGACUCCAGCCAGCAGGCCCGAACAGCCUGCUCUUACCAACACUCUCCCAGUGCGGGAGGCAGCGUUGGACACCACCACCAACACAGCCAUGGCCAGACGUCGCACCACGCCCACCACCCUCACCUGUCCCCUCACCGGCACCAGGUGCACAGGGUGCAUGGCCAGCACCAACAGCACCUCUCUCUCUCCCACCAGAGUCAUGCCGUUCAGCCUUCAGGCAUGUCAUCUGACUGGUACCCAAACCUGGAGUGGCUGAAAGAGAGCUGCCGCAUCGCAACCAGCUAUAACUGGGCUGAUGUGGAUCUCUCCCCAUUUCAAGGUCUGAAGGAGAGCAUGAGGCAGGCCGAGCUCAACAACUGGACCCUUGAUGCCACUCAGAUGGCUGACCUUUGUUCUUCAAUCAACCAGUUCUUCACAGCUACAGGGGUCAUCCCACCUCAGAGCGCAACCCACCCACAACCUCAGGUCCAACACUCAGCAGCACCCUCAGCAACACAGCGCCCGGCUCCCAUGCACCCAAAGCCCAGCCACCACAAUCAGCAUGGGCAACACAACCAGCACAUUGGAACAGGGAACAUGUACAUGGACUCGAGACAGAACAUUUCUUGUCUGAUGGGCCCGCCAGGGUACCCUCACAUGCCUCCAAUGAGCAACACGGCUCCCAGCAUGACAGGUCAUCACAGCCAACUUAGCCAGCAGCAGCACGCUCUGCUUCCGGGACACUUUCAGGUGAGACGCAUGCUCGCUGCUGACGACAUCCAGGAUGACUUCGACUGGGACUCCAUUGUCUAAACUGAACUGUGAGUCAAAAUAAAAAAAAUGAGACCAGGCGGGACAAUAUUGGUUUUGUGGUGGACAACCUCCUCUGUUCACCCAAAUGAAGAAACAGACGACAAUCCAAAAGAGAACAAAUGGAGAGUAAUUUUCUAAAAUCUUGUUGGCCUUUUUUUCUAACAUAUGUGGCUGAGGGGUCCAAAGACAAUCAUUAUAAAAAAAAGAAACGGACAGACUUUGAUAAUGUGGGUCAGUGUGAAAAGGUAAACACAAUGUUCGAAGAGUCACAGAUCCCAAAGUGUUGUUAAACCUGUGAAUUUUCUUUUUUUUCUUAAAUGUGUUUCCUGCAACAGCUCUAUGUUUCCCCACUGGAGAAAGACACGGACAGAAAACUCUAAACCUGCAACAGAUUGCUGCAUAUGAAUCAACUUUCUUACAAACACAACAAGCAUGUUCAGAUAUUUUGAUUUUUUCUUGGAUGUUUCUAUGCCCUUUAACUGGGGCUCUCUAGAUGCUGCUGUAGAUCUGAACAAAAGAAGGAACAUGAUAAUGUGAUUGAGCGGAGCACCACCUACUGGUUAAACAGGAAUACUUUUGUUUUAAUGCACCGCAAUACAUUCAUAGAUAUCGUUUCUCUGUAUUUUGAAACACAAUUUCUAAAAUGUAUUGUAUGCCAUCAUCUGGUAUGCUCAGUUUUCAUGCUAUCAGGGUGGAAUGCUCACACACAUCUCCACAUUUCUGCAAUUUCUGAAACAACAAUGGCCUGCUGAGACCUGGCACUAACAUGUAUCCUGCCUGUUUGGUUUUACAUUUCCACUCCUGGUAGUAAAAUAUAUCAUGAGAUGGUCAGACAUGACAUACAGACAUUACUUACAGAUUUCUGUUUUUUAAUCACACUUGAAAUUCAGAUUGUCAAAUCAAUUUUCAUAUCAGACAAAGAGAACCUGAGUAAGAAACAACCUGGUUGUGAAAAAGUAAUUGUCCCAUUUGUUAUGUAAUCAAUUAAUUGUGAUUAACCGCAUUUGCUGGAAAGCUGAGUUAAAUUUCACACUUAGACCAGAUAACUACCAGACCCAUAGAAUUUACAAAUAAUUCAAAGAGAACCUAAUACCAUGAAGUGAGCUAGAGGAUCUCAAAGAUCAACAUGUCAUGCACUGAUUUAAAGAAAUUUAAAAGCAGAUUUGAUUCUAAGGCUUUGGGACUCCAGAGAACCUCAGUGGAAAUGUUCGCAAAAGUGGCCAGUCUACCAAAUGUAUUCAAAGAUUGCAUCAGAUUACACAGGAUUUCAAAAAGAACGCUCAACAACAUGUAAAGCACUACAAACCUCUCUGGCCUCAGUUAUGGUCUGUGUUAAUCACUCAAAAAUAAAAAGAGACUGUAAAAAUAGCAUGCGUGUGAGUGAUCCAGGGUGAGAACCACUGCUGACCAGAAAGAUCACAAAGGCCCCAUUCAGAUGUGCCAAAAAAACACCUGGGCGAUUACCAAGACUUUAUUUUGGAAAAUAUUCUGUGGACUGAAAACACUAAGGUGAAACUUUUAGACGGUGUAAUUCCAAUUACAUUUGGCUUAAAUUCAACAUUUCAGAAAAGGAGCACCCCUCCAGUCAAAUAUGGUGAUGGAGUGUUGGUCUAGGGAUACUUUGCUUUUUCAGGACCUCACCAUAAAGGAUAGAACCAUGAAUUCCUCUCUCUACCAGAGAAUGCUGAAGGAUAACCUCACCUUAAGGCCAAGUGCACUUGGGUUAUUCAGCAGGAUAGUAAUCAAAGGCACACUAGCAAGUCCACUGCUUAAUGGCUCUAAAACCAAAAUGAAGGCUUUUGAGUGAGGUAGUGUGGUUUGAUCAUUACAUGCAUUCCUACUUGAAAACCAUACACUGUUGCUGAACCAAUUCUGCAAAGAACAGUGGGCCAAAGUUUGCCAACAAUGUAAAAAAAGUCUUUGUCAGUAUGGACAUCUUUGGAUAACUGCAUUUUUUGUUUAAUCAGGUCAUCUUUGUCUGAUAUUUGUUUGGUCAUCUUAAACAUUUAAGCCUUAAAAAAUAAUCUAUAAGCACACAAAGGUUUUGAUGAGAUUAAUUAUGUAAUGUGUCAGAUGCAAUGUGUUAGAUUUGGGACUUCAGAGCUUAGUGUCAGCAGAAAGACCCAUAAAACUUCAUCACAGCUAAGCACUCUUUUUACGAGCUGACAGCUGUUUUACACAUUGUCACUGUGAUCAAACAUGCUGUGUGUAAAUAGGUGACUCCAUCCUACAUGCUUAUUAGUAUCACCUGUAAACAUAAUCUCACACUUAAAAAAGAGGAAUAAUUGUUUUGCAAAAUCCCCAGGACCACAUUUAUUGGUACCCCUGCUAUUCUAACUUUUUACAACCACUUUUUUGCAAAUACUACAGCACUUUAUGUGUUAUAACAUUUCAUUAAGUCUGAGCAUACAGAGAGAAGGAUCUAUGACCAUUCUUCUUUUAACACUUUCUCUAGAUCAACCAGAGCCCUGGGUUUUCUCUUUUGCUCUCUUCUCUUUAUCAGGGUUUCUAUAGCAUCUCUGUAUGGGGAAUGGGACGCCCAAGGAAGAAGGUUGACUUUGUGUUUAGUGAACCAUUUCUUUAUUGAUUUGCCCAGAUGCUUCAGAUCAAUAUCCUGUUAAAAGACUUUAUAUCAAACCAUUUAGGGUUUUCUGGCAGAUGCCACCAUAUUUUCUUUUUUAUGCCUUGGUAUUUUAAAAAGGUUCUUGAUGUGACACGGUUCCCAGACACUUGGGAAUAAAAACAGUCCUAUAGCAUCUCAGAUCCUCCGCCUUCCUCAAGUGGGCAUGAAGGCUUUUCCACAUAUUAUUGUCUUGUUUCACACCAAACCCACUUGGUGUAUUUGUUGUUGCUUAAUGUGCUUCUCAUCUAUGGUUCCAGUUCAGUCCCAGUAGUAUGUAGCAAAUCCUACAUAUUUGCAUUUUUGAAGGUGGAAUUGCAAAAACCUUUUCCUGGCAUGCCUAAGAAAUCGGUUGGCAUGUUCAUGCCAUAUAAUAGUUGUUAUGAGGACUUGUAUUAAUUUUGGAUCAAUACAUAUCCGUCUCCCUUGAAAAGCAUGUUCUCUUGUCUUUCCUAUUUCGAUGAGUUCCUAAGAAAAUCUCCGUCACGUAAUAUAUAAUAUACUCCUCUAAUUAAACAUACGUAGAGGCUAUGAUCAUAAGCACAAGUUACAAAAAUUCAUUAGCUGCAGCUGUUUUGUAUAUAAUUGCAGUUAUCUGCAGUUUUGUACAUUAUUUAUUUAUAUGUAUUUAUUUAUUUAUAGGUUUCUGUGAAAACAAUUACCUGUUAUUCCCAACAGAAUAUUUUUUUUUCAGUGUGAGAUUAUGCUACAUCUAUACAAUAUGAAUUUACUCAAGCCUUUUUACACAUCUCCACCAGUAGCUAAUGCUUUUGGUGUAUGCAGUAUAUAUUGAUAGAAAGAUCAGAUACAUGCGAUAUGAUUGCCACAACUCAUUUUAUAACAGGGAUGACAGAAGGUACAGUUAGCUCCAAAACAAUCAAAAAACAAACACUACAGAGAAAACUUACUCAUCUCGGUUAUCCACUGAUUAAAACCAUCCAGGAGUCUUGUGCAUUGACAUGGGUUCAAUUAAGUCACCUCAUCAAGACAUUAACCCUAGAGACAAAAAUGCACAUUUGGCAUAUUUUCAGAGAUAGGAGUGUGAUUGUGAAUUAGCCUUCAGCUAAGCCCGAGUUCCAUGUGUCCUGAGAGCAUCUACGUCUGUUUAAAUCAUCUUUGUUGGUCAUUGCACAUGUACAUUACAACGAAAUGUGUCCCCUGCAUUUAACCCAUCCCUUAUAGGGAGCAGUGGGCUGCCAUUGUGCGGCCCCUGGGGAGCAUUCUGGGGCUAAGGGACUCAGAGUGGCAAUCUGUGGGAUACAAACCUGGCCCCUUGUGUCCCCUCCGGAACGCAAACCUCCUGUUCUAACCACUAGGCCACUAGGGGCCCUAACUUAACACCAGGAGUGUUAAGUUAGGGCCUAUUCACUUUGGACAGGUGUUAACACCAGGUCUCAGUGUGGCUGCUUUGGUUUGUGCCAUGAGUGUUCAGAUCUCUUUUAGAUUUAAGCAUGCAUCAUGUUUCUUCCAUUAAAAUGGUCAAGAUCUAUAUCCUUCGGAUCUAUAAGCUGGGUUGAUUAUUAUGUGGAGUAGGCUUCACAGCCGCUCUGAUAGCAGCAAACUAGUUGCAGGCCAGACUUGGACUUCCUUAAAAUUCUGACCCAGGUUCUGUAUUUCUGUGGGAAAAGUGCAGAGUUCCUGACCAGAUUGAGGAAGUUGAACCAUAAUUUGUGAUGCCUCGAUUAGGGAAAGAAAGGGCAGGUUUUGCACAACACUAAGCUGGAGAGCAAAUGGUUAGUAACACAAAGACAUGAACUUUUUUGUUUCUUUUUGCAAAACAAAAAAGAAAAGACAAAAUCCUCUGGUUUGUUCAUUGUGAUGUUAAUUUCGUCUAUGUACAGUUACGUAUUGUCUCUGAUUUUCUUUAGUGUACAGCUUCAUAAGGUUAAAAACUAAAAAAAUAUAAAUAAAUAAAAAUAAUAAUUUCUAUGUAGUAACAUUUUGAGCUCUCAUGUUUCCUUGAGUGAAAUAUUGAAACUUAAAAGUGUCAUUUAGUUCCGAGGAGCUUGGUCACAAAACUAUCAUCGUACGGACAAAAAAAGGGAAAUGCCCCUUAUUACCAUUCAUUGCUGUUACAGUGACCAGCAUAUGUAUAUCUUCUCUGUUUGUAUGUUGUUGUCCUUGUAAAUAACCGUGUUAAUCCUCUGUUUGCCCUUGAAAAACACAAACUCAUAAGAAAAGGAAGCUGCAAAUGGAAAUGGUAUUUUGUUACUUGUCCUUCUGGAUUUGUAUCAUGUAAAUAAAUUCAGUAUAUCGUAAAGAAGUGAUCUAGAAAAACAAACAAAAAAACGGGAUUGGCAUAAUGUGUGUCAAACAUAUUCUGUGUAUGGCAGUUAAAAUAUGUUAAGUGUUUAAUUAAAUGUCACAAGCUAUUUUUACUGCGCUAA
Messenger RNA from Girardinichthys multiradiatus, 7436 nucleotides. Its product is annotated as forkhead box protein J3-like. The coding region runs from base 621 to 2429 and encodes 602 amino acids. Gene Ontology annotation, molecular function: DNA-binding transcription factor activity, RNA polymerase II-specific; RNA polymerase II cis-regulatory region sequence-specific DNA binding. The transcript has 13 exons. Gene Ontology annotation, cellular component: nucleus. The record is from RefSeq and is a predicted model, not a curated record. Gene Ontology annotation, biological process: regulation of transcription by RNA polymerase II. NCBI's taxonomy places the organism in Eukaryota, Metazoa, Chordata, Actinopteri, Cyprinodontiformes, Goodeidae.